AGCAGAGGCAAAAGGUUGGCCCAGUGAGGAACGUACCAUGCUUUUACAAUGUGUACUUACAGGCAGGGCUCAAGAAGUUUUUUCUGCCCUGUCACUCUCGGACUGCAGCGAUUACGAUAUCGUUAAAGCGGCGGUUUUAAAAGCUUAUGAGUUGGUACCAGAAGCUUAUCGACAAAAAUUUAGAACGUUGUGUAAGGGUGAAAAGGAGGCUCAUGUGGUGUUUGCUAGAGAGCUCACUACUGCAUUUAAUCGAUGGUGUAUGGCAUCUGAGGUAACCACGUUUGAAGAGUUGUCUAACUUAAUUGUGCUUGAACAGUUUAAGAACUCUGUACCUGCUCGUAUAGCAACAUACAUAAAUGAGCAGAAAGCUGAAACAACUGCUAAAGCUGCUGAGUUGGCUGAUGAUUAUAUUUUAACGCACAAGAGUAGUUUUGAGUUUCGGAAAAGAGAUGAUAGUUUUGAAGAUAGAUUAGAUCAUAUGCCCAGGGAUUCAUCUCUGAUCUGUAAUUACUGUCGUGGUAAAGGCCAUUGGAAAAAUGAGUGCCCUGUGCUUAAAAGUAAGAGUAAAGGAGGAAAGGGUCUUUGUGUUAAACCAGCAGGCUUUGUGGCACCAUUGUUGAAUUCUGUCAGCCUGUCUUCUGAAGGAUCUCCUAGAGCAGUUAACCAGUUAAAGGAUGGAGAUUAUGCACCUUUUAUUUCUUAUGGGCACGUGUCGCUGGUUGGCAAAGAGACAAAUGUUCCAGUAACGAUACUGAGGGACACGGGAGCAUCAGAGUCUUUUAUUUUGCAGGAUGUGCUGCCAUUUUCCUCUGUGAGUGAUACCGAGACUAGUGUCCUUAUUAGAGGAAUUGGGUUAAAUAUCCUAUCUGUCCCAUUACAUAAAAUUAGGUUGUCAUCUGAACUUGUGAAUGGAGAAGUGGUGGUUGGAGUGCGUCCAUCGUUACCAGUGGAGGGGGUGGAUAUCAUCCUGGGAAAUAAUUUGGCAGGGGGGAGGGUUUGGCCUGUUACCUUUUCACCUCCUGUGGUUUCAUCUUUUCCUCUCCCAGGUCCUGAUGAGAGCAACAAGAGUUUUCCACAGGAGCAGAAACUUGAUCCUUCUCUCCAUACAUUGUUUGAGAGUUUGAUGUCUCCUGAUGAAAUUAGGCAUGUUGCUCAAGGUUAUUUUUUGCAGGAUGGAAUGUUGGUGAGGAAGUGGAUUCCUCAUGGAAGUGACUUUGCUGGCGAUCCUAUCUUGCAGGUGGUAGUUCCAGAGAAAUAUCGAUCAUUGGUGUUGGAGAGUUCCCAUGAUAAAUUUGCUGGACAUUUUGGGGUAAGAAAGACUUAUGACAGAAUCCUUCGUCAUUUUUUUUGGCCUAAAUUGAAGAAGGAUGUGUCUCAAUAUAUCAAGACGUGUCAUACCUGUCAACUAAUAGGCAAGCCCAAUCAGAAGAUCAAACCUGCUCCAUUGUUUCCGAUACCUGCUGUUAGUCCACCUUUUGAGCACUUGAUUAUUGACUGUGUAGGCCCACUGCCUAGAUCAAAAUCAGGUAGCAUUUAUUUGCUCACUGUGAUGUGUGCAUCGACUCGGUACCCUGCGGCCUAUCCCUCCGUACGAUCACUGCCAAAUCGGUUGUGA
Molecule: messenger RNA, 1615 nt
Organism: Pimephales promelas (fathead minnow)
Lineage: Eukaryota; Metazoa; Chordata; Actinopteri; Cypriniformes; Leuciscidae
Source: RefSeq, a predicted model, not a curated record